AAUUCUAAUUGAUGAGCACUUCGUGCAACUCAACUUUUUACAAGCAAGGAGAGCUGCAACAGUUUGUAUUUACCUGCCAAUCUCGGUGAGUUUUAAGCUUCCUCUGCCGUUUUCCUUCGAAGACUAAGCUUUCUGUCGCGUUUUAACGCUUCUGGAAGCGCCAAACGCAACAGAAACGCUCCUCUCAACGUACAAUUCCACGUUUCACGGGCUCCAGCAAUGGCUACACCUGGCCCGAGCGGCGCUCUUCCCAGCGAGGUGGCCGCUGAGGUCCCUUUCCAAGACGUCUGUGGCCUCAUGGAGAGGGUUCAGAAGACGAGCGGACUGGAGAAGAAGAAGAGGAUCCUGGCUUCCUUCCUGGAGAAGUGGAGGGAAGAACACACCAGGAUUCACCCUACGGACUCAGCCACAACUAAAGACACGUUCUACCCGGCGAUGCGUCUCCUGCUCCCCCACAUCGACCGAGCUCGUCCGGCGUACGGCCUCAAGGAGGUGGCCCUGGCCAAACACUACAUCGACAUACUCAACAUCUCUAAAGAGAGCACAGACGCUCAGAAACUGCUCCACUAUAGGGCCCCUCAGAAUGCUAAGCAG
Messenger RNA from Geodia barretti, 594 nucleotides. Lineage: Eukaryota; Metazoa; Porifera; Demospongiae; Tetractinellida; Geodiidae. The record is from the annotation of a GenBank genome assembly.